AUUAUAUGCAUUACAUAAAUACAUACAAUUCUAAAUGCACACACUUUUUUAUACUCAUGGAUUUUACGAAAAUGUAACGAAAGUGCCAACAUAAAAUAUUUCAUAAAAUUAUGAUUUAAAUGCGAAAGAUACCAUACAUUCUAAAGUCACACUAAAAAAUAUUACACCUUUGAUAUGUAAAUUUUCAAUGUAAAAAAAAAUUGUUUAGUAAUUUACGCACAAAUUACACAAAACUUUUUACCGCGCUGCUCUUGCCUUCAGUCAUUUUGUGCUCAACACCUUCCAGUAAAAUCUUGUCGAAGUCACAAUGGCUCCAUAUGAAGGUUAUCUGCUGGAAAUCGCUCAAGCCAUAACAGUACGAGAUGAGGACAGGCAGCUGUAUACGGCAGAUUUCGAAAUUAUACGAAAUUAUAUUUUAAAUGGAAUGUGCAAAGUUGACAACGUCUUCAAUAUCAUUUACAGGGGUACAAGUCUUUUCGGCAGCUACUCAAAUAAUGUCCGAAUCAAGUAUCCCAGCGAAUUUGAUGUGAUAUUUAAGCUCAGUGUGCCUUUUUCGAAAUAUAUUAACGUCGAGGAGGACGAAGAUCGUCCUGGAUAUGUAAAUUUAGACUUUGAAGAUGUUAUGGAGGAAAUGUAUGAAUGCAACGGUUAUACGGAUGCCUAUAAUCGAUUUGUAGAUCUUGUCGAUACUAAUAACAAUUACCUGCGUCGUUCGAAUCUACAAAGGUGGCUUAAAGAUGUAAUGGAAACUUGUUUGGACACUUUUGGCAAUCAAGUUCGUGGCAAGUGGGGGCAUUUAUAUACGUUAAUCUAUUCGAAACGUGGCUUAGCCCAUACAAUUUAUGCUAAAUGUUCAAAACAUUCGAUUUCGAUCGAUUUUGUACCGGGCAUUUGCUUUGGUCCCACCGAAUGGAUGCAGCUGCCGCACUCUAGAAAGUUCAAGCACAAAUGCGAUCAAUGGUUUGCCGUGCCAAAGCCAACAAGUGGCCCCAAAGGGACCAGACGUUAUGCAUUUAUGGUGUGCAAUCCAAAAGUUGAGCAUGAUCUACUCUUGGGAAGACAAAAUUUGAAAGUAGUUUUUCGUUUAUUAAAAUCUCUGCGAAAUGCAUAUGGUAUGUAUCGCCUGAAAAGCUACUUCCUAACAACUGCUUUCUUAUGGGAAAUUCAAAUACAGAGCGACAGGUUUUGGCAUAAUCCGUUACACAUUUUACUUGAGCAUAUGCUAGAAACCUUAGCAAGCGACUUUGCUGAAGGCUCAUUGCCAUAUUUUUGGAAUAAAGAUUUAAAUCUUUUAGACAUUCUAAGUGAUGAUGAUAUAGAUGAGUUAGCUUAUAAAUUGGGUAGAGCUCAUGAGACAUUACGUCAAUAUAAGUUCGAACCAAAUUUAAGCAAAAAACGAUGCCUUACUCAUUUUGAGCUUCCUUAGAGUUGAUGCGUUCAUUUAAAAAGUCUCUUCGUAUAAUUUAAAAACGUGUAAAUAAAUAUAAUACUUUUUAUUUUUAUAUUUAAAUUUCCCUAUAUAU
Molecule: messenger RNA, 1523 nt
Organism: Ceratitis capitata (Mediterranean fruit fly)
Lineage: Eukaryota; Metazoa; Arthropoda; Insecta; Diptera; Tephritidae
Exons: 5
Coding region: 308-1426 (372 amino acids)
Source: RefSeq, a predicted model, not a curated record